This is a messenger RNA of Nezara viridula (southern green stink bug), 1641 nucleotides long. The record is from the annotation of a GenBank genome assembly. NCBI's taxonomy places the organism in Eukaryota, Metazoa, Arthropoda, Insecta, Hemiptera, Pentatomidae.
AGAGGAUUCAGCUUCAGUUCGCGGAAGAUGCGAUUCCUGUUCUUGUUGUUCUUGGCGGCGGCUCCUGCCCUUGGAGCGAGGGUCAUCUGUUACUGGAAUGGUAAUUCCUUCUGGAGGGAAGGCACAGCCAAAGUUACCGUGGAAGAGAUCAAAGCAGGAACUCCUCUUUGUACACACUUGAUCUACGGCUUUGCGGCGAUUGACGAUGAUGAUUACCACGUUGAACCUAUCGACAAGAAACUAGAUUUAGAUAAAGGUAAGGGUCAAUGGAAAGCUGUAGCUGGCCUGAAGAGAUCACAGCCUGGUCUUUCUAUCCUUUUGUCUGUAGGAGGCUUUAAUGACAAGGAGGAUGAGGAUAAAUACUUUGAAGUGCUUGAAAAACCAGAAAGACGAACUAAAUUCAUAAACUCUGUAGUCAGUCUUCUUCGAGAAUAUGGUUUUGAUGGUAUUGAUCUUGCCUGGCAAUUCCCUCCACAGCAUGAAAAAUAUGAAAAGACAUCUAUCGGAUCUAUUUUCCAUAAAAUCACAAAGACUUUUGGAGCUGGAACUGACUCAAAGGCAAAGGAGCAUAGAGAUCAAUUUGUGAAUUUGUGCAGAGAACUGAAAGCUAAUUUGAGGCCAGAAAACAAAGUUCUAUCCGUUGGUCUUCUUCCUCACGUCAAUUCAACAACUUAUAUGGAUGUAAGAUCUCUUAUGCCCCAUGUCGACAUGGUAAACUUAUGGACUGUGGAUUUCAGAACCCCAGAAAGGUCACCUGAGAAAGCUGAUUAUGUUCAUCCUUUAGGAUACCUGUAUCCAAGACUACCACAUCAAAAUGUUGAUGCAAUUGUUAAGUAUUGGUUGGAUAAUGGUGCUGAACCACAUAAAUUGAAUUUGGGAAUUGCCACUUGGGGAAGGACAUGGAAGCUGAAUGAAGAUUCUGGUAAAUCAGGUGCCCCUCCAAUUAUUGCAGAUGGACCUGGCGAGAAAGGACCUCAUACAAAGAAAGAAGGACUUCUUGCAUACUAUGAACUCUGCACUAAACUUGUCAGUCCAAACGAUCCUAAAGCACCAGCAGGAACUCUGAGGAGAGUGGUUGAUCCAGAGAAGAAAAUGGGAGUCUAUGGUUUUAGGCUGCCGGACAAGAAAAUAGAUGAAGGCUUAUGGGUUGGAUAUGAAGAACCAGAGACUGCCGCUGCAAAGGCUAUUUAUGCAAAAUCGAGAGGUCUUGGUGGUGUUGCUGUCUUAGAUUUGGGUCUCGAUGACUCUAGGGGUAUCUGUGAUGGAAGGAAAUUCCCGAUAACAACGGCGGCCAAACUUAACCUAGACUAUAGUACAACACAAUCUGCUCCUGUAAAACCUGUUCUGAGCUCGUUGCCUGCUCACCCAGUUCAAGGCGUAUUGCCCGCACAACCUGCAUACGGCCCCGUAAUAGAACAUCCUUCUUUUGCUGCCAAUCAGACUCAUGGGGCAAAGGUGACCCACCAUCCACCAGUCCAGCCUAGCUACGCCAACAUAGCUAUCAAGGGCUAAUAACCUUGAAAUUGUUAGGUUUAAUUUAUUUUAAUUUUGAUACUUUUUCUAAGAUCAGUGUACAUAUCACAUUUUUCCUUUUUAAUAAAAAAAAUGCAUAAUAAAAUGUCUAAUUUUAUUUCACCACAA